GCCUCAGUGGCUGAUCUUGUUCUCACUGUACACGCUUUACUACAGCUUGCAAUGUGACACUAAAAUAUAGACUCACUCUCGCCCGCUCUCCCUCACACACACACCUCACACACACACACACGCACCCAUACAGACACUCGCACAUACGCAGACACACGCAUGCACGCACACACGGACCCACGCGGACGACUGCCUAAUCCGGAGUGGAGUUCUCUAACGGAUCUAUCGCUCGAUCUCUCUUUGAAAGAACGUACAAGACGAAGCGACGAGAAAGGAACUAAAUCUGGUCCAAAAAGGAACUCGCGCUCGCUCUCUGCUAGGAGCAUCCCCGUCUCCUCUUGCAUCAUGUUUGGGGCUCCCAUGCCAUUGGAUUUUGUAGUGCUUUUCUGCUUGGCAUCUGCAAUUGCAGCUGUGGAAGAAACCCUAAUGGAUACUCGGACAGCCACAGCUGAACUUGGAUGGACAGCAAACCCACCUUCAGGGUGGGAAGAAGUCAGUGGCUAUGAUGAGAACCUCAACACGAUCCGUACUUACCAGGUGUGCAACGUCUUUGAGCCCAACCAGAACAACUGGCUUCUCACCACAUUCAUAAAUCGACGGGGCGCACACCGCAUUUACACAGAGAUGCGAUUCACUGUGCGGGACUGUAGCAGCCUUCCCAAUGUCCCUGGUUCCUGUAAGGAAACCUUCAACCUGUAUUACUAUGAGACAGACUCUGUCAUCGCUACCAAGAAAUCAGCCUUCUGGACAGAGGCCCCCUACCUCAAGGUGGACACCAUUGCUGCAGAUGAGAGCUUCUCUCAGGUGGACUUUGGUGGCAGGUUGAUGAAGGUGAACACAGAGGUGAGGAGCUUCGGGCCCCUCAAUCGCAAUGGCUUUUACCUUGCCUUUCAGGAUUAUGGGGCCUGCAUGUCGCUGCUGUCGGUAAGGGUCUUCUUUAAGAAAUGCCCUAGUGUAGUGCAGAAUUUUGCCAUCUUCCCAGAGACUAUGACAGGAGCAGAAAGCACCUCUCUAGUGAUUGCACGAGGCACAUGCAUUCCCAAUGCCGAGGAGGUGGAUGUGCCCAUUAAACUGUACUGCAACGGUGACGGGGAGUGGAUGGUUCCCAUUGGCCGCUGUACCUGCAAGGCUGGAUAUGAGCCCGAGAACAAUGUGGCCUGCAAAGCUUGCCCAGCAGGGAUGUUCAAGGCCAACCAGGGUGCUGGGAUCUGCACACAGUGCCCCUCCAACAGCCGCUCCACAUCAGAAGCUGCACCCAUCUGCACUUGUCGCAAUGGUUACUACAGGGCUGACUUUGAUCCAUCAGAGGUUCCUUGUACUAGUGUUCCUUCAGGGCCUCGCAACGUGAUCUCUAUUGUCAAUGAGACAUCAAUUAUACUUGAAUGGCAUCCACCUCGGGAAACGGGAGGGCGUGACGAUGUGACCUACAACAUUGUCUGCAAGAAGUGUCGGUCAGACCGCCGUAGCUGCUCCCGGUGUGAUGACAAUGUGGAGUUUGUACCAAGGCAGCUGGGCCUCACAGAAACACGGGUCUUCAUCAGCAAUCUGUGGGCCCAUACACCAUAUACUUUUGAGAUCCAGGCUGUCAAUGGAGUUUCCAACAAAAGCCCAUUCCCACCACAGCAUGUCUCGGUGAACAUCACCACCAACCAAGCCGCUCCCUCCACAGUUCCCAUCAUGCACCAGGUAAGUGCCACCAUGAGGAGCAUCACACUGUCGUGGCCUCAGCCAGAACAGCCCAAUGGCAUCAUCCUGGACUAUGAGAUCCGUUACUAUGAGAAGGUGAGCCGGAUCUGCAUCCCCGAGAUUAGCAGCACUAUGGGCUCAAGACCAUCCACCGACCACAAUGAGUACAACUCCUCCAUGGCCAAGAGCCAGACCAACACCGCACGAAUUGAUGGGCUGCGGCCAGGGAUGGUAUACGUGGUACAGGUUCGGGCUCGGACAGUGGCUGGCUAUGGGAAAUACAGUGGGAAAAUGUGCUUCCAAACCCUGACGGAUGAUGACUACAAGUCAGAACUGAGAGAACAACUGCCAUUGAUUGCCGGGUCUGCAGCAGCAGGGGUCGUCUUUAUUGUCUCCUUAGUGGCUAUUUCAAUUGUUUGCAGCAGGAAGCGAGCAUACAGCAAAGAGGCAGUGUACAGUGAUAAGCUACAGCACUACAGCACUGGUCGAGGCUCCCCAGGAAUGAAGAUCUACAUUGACCCUUUUACGUAUGAGGACCCCAAUGAAGCUGUUCGUGAGUUUGCCAAGGAAAUUGAUGUGUCUUUCGUGAAGAUUGAAGAAGUCAUUGGAGCAGGGGAGUUUGGUGAAGUCUACAAAGGACGCCUGAAACUGCCUGGCAAGAGAGAAAUCUACGUAGCUAUUAAGACAUUAAAAGCUGGUUACUCUGAGAAGCAGCGGCGGGAUUUCCUGAGUGAAGCCAGCAUCAUGGGUCAGUUUGAUCAUCCAAACAUUAUUCGGCUGGAGGGGGUAGUCACCAAAAGCCGACCAGUGAUGAUUAUCACAGAAUUUAUGGAAAAUGGAGCCCUGGAUUCCUUCCUGCGACAAAAUGAUGGGCAGUUUACAGUCAUCCAGUUGGUGGGGAUGCUACGAGGGAUUGCAGCUGGUAUGAAGUACCUUGCAGAAAUGAAUUAUGUCCAUCGGGAUCUUGCAGCCAGAAAUAUCCUGGUCAACAGCAACCUGGUCUGCAAAGUAUCUGACUUUGGCCUCUCACGUUACUUGCAAGAUGACACUUCAGACCCAACUUAUACCAGCUCUUUGGGCGGGAAGAUCCCAGUGAGGUGGACAGCGCCAGAAGCCAUUGCCUACCGCAAAUUUACCUCUGCCAGCGAUGUAUGGAGUUAUGGCAUUGUCAUGUGGGAAGUGAUGUCGUUUGGGGAAAGGCCUUAUUGGGACAUGUCCAAUCAAGAUGUAAUUAAUGCAAUUGAGCAAGACUACCGGCUCCCUCCUCCCAUGGACUGCCCAGCUGCCCUCCAUCAGCUUAUGCUAGAUUGCUGGCAGAAAGACCGCAACACCCGGCCACGCUUUGCUGAAAUAGUUAACACCCUAGAUAAAAUGAUUCGUAAUCCAGCAAGCCUCAAAACUGUGGCUACCAUCACCGCUGUGCCUUCUCAGCCUCUGUUGGACCGCUCCAUUCCCGAUUUCACUGCCUUUACCUCAGUAGAAGAUUGGCUCAGUGCCAUCAAAAUGAACCAGUACAGAGACAGUUUUCUUACUGCUGGAUUCACAUCCCUUCAAUUAGUUGCGCAAAUGACAUCUGAAGAUCUUCUAAGAAUAGGGGUGACCUUAGCUGGACACCAGAAGAAGAUCCUGAACAGUGUCCAGUCUAUGAGAGUACAGAUGAGCCAGUCACCAACUUCGAUGGCAUGACGCUUCGUGUCUUCCUACAACAAUGGGAAAAAAGAGGGGAGGACAGAGGAGGGUUGGAUGUGGGAGGGGAGGGUAAGCUGACAAGACAGUGAAAUGUUUGCAGAGGUUGAGUUGUCUGAGAACUUUUAUGGGCUGCAGACGAAGAGUACACAGGACUUGUUUCUAAGUGGCAACUUCCGUUUUUCACCAACAGAAGCAUACUUACUGAUGCCAUGGGAAACAGCUUAUAAAUAAGUAUAAAUAUGUACAAAUCAUAUAUUUAAAAAAACAGUGAAGACGAACCAAUGUGUGUUGGGAGGAAAAGAGACUCAAAUCCCACCACCAGUGAGCAGUAGUCAAGGGGCCAGUGGGGAGAAGAGAGGUACAAUCCAGAGCAACCAUCUUCAACAAUCACGUUCCUUUUCUUCUCUUAAGUUCUCCUGCCAGAGCCCUUCUCUCCCACCCACCUAUUUCCCUCUUUUGCUCAUAACCCUUGGGAAAUUUUCUUCAACAGUCUUUACAGCUACCUACUAGAAUACCAAGACAUUGUUCCACCAGUGACCAAAGGACUUCACUGACCACUGCAUGGGGGAUCCAGACCAAUCCAGUUAAUGUCUUCAUAUUGAAGAAGAGAUGUACCUUCAAUAGAAAACCUUGUGUUUUUUUCUUUUGCUUGCAUUUUUUUGCAAAAAGGAAAAAAAUCCUCAUGGAAAAAAGGGUGUUCCCACGAGUGUGUGCGUGUGUAUCUGUAUGUUGUCAACUUAACUGUGGAGUCACUCACUGCUUGUCCGUAGCAGGAAAAACAACAAAGUGGAACCGACGGAUGAUAAAUCCAUCACCUUUGAGGGAAAUAGGAGAUUCAAUGGUAUGUUUUGCUUUCUGUCUAGAUCAACUGUACAAGGAGUGUGUAAUGGAAAAUGAAAAAAGAAAGCAAAUGAAUUCAUAGGAGGAGGAAGGCAGAAGAGUGGACUAUGCAACAAGGCUUUCAUGUAAAACUGUUAUAGGAUGUACAACUAUAGAGGCAACCAGACAGUAGAAUCUAGCAUACCAGUGACCAGAAGAGGAUGACUCGGGGAUCUUUAGUUUCAUUGUUUGGACCUAAGGAUUUUGAUAUAUAUUGACUUUGGUUUUGUGGCAUCAGAG
Molecule: messenger RNA, 4494 nt
Organism: Rhineura floridana
Lineage: Eukaryota; Metazoa; Chordata; Lepidosauria; Squamata; Rhineuridae
Gene: EPHB1
Product: EPH receptor B1
Exons: 16
Coding region: 160-3372 (1070 amino acids)
Biological process (GO): protein phosphorylation; cell surface receptor protein tyrosine kinase signaling pathway; axon guidance
Cellular component (GO): neuron projection; plasma membrane
Molecular function (GO): protein binding; ATP binding; transmembrane-ephrin receptor activity
Source: RefSeq, a predicted model, not a curated record